Chenopodium quinoa (quinoa) is the source of this 1244-nucleotide messenger RNA. Its product is annotated as tropinone reductase homolog At1g07440-like. Gene Ontology annotation, molecular function: oxidoreductase activity. The transcript is spliced from 5 exons. Bases 194 to 1018 code for a protein of 274 amino acids. Lineage: Eukaryota; Viridiplantae; Streptophyta; Magnoliopsida; Caryophyllales; Amaranthaceae. The record is from RefSeq and is a predicted model, not a curated record.
UAAAAAACUGUUAGGCAUUCGGUCUCCUACCCUAUAAGUCCAAUAUAACCCAAAAAUAAAGCUUACUUUCAAAUGAUCAUUUUUUUUUUGGAAAGCACUUUCAAAAAUCAACUUCCUUAAUUGUAGUUUUGUGUGUGUGAGUGUGUGUUUUUUUUAAUAAUCAUUUUCUAUAAUCAAGUUGAAGAAUUAAAAAAUGGAGGUAAUUAGUGCAAAUACUAAUGGCAAUAACAAGCGAUGGUCACUCCAAGGAAAGACCGCUCUUGUCACGGGUGGUACUAGAGGCAUCGGGCAUGCUAUUGUAGAGGAGCUUGUAGGACUAGGAGCAAUUGUACAUACAUGUGCUAGGAAUGAAGCUGAUCUUGAUGCUUGCUUGUUAGCUUGGAAGGCAAAGGGUUUUCCGGUAACCGGCUCAGUUUGUGAUGUUUCUUCUCGACCCGAAAGAGUGAAGCUAAUGGAGACUGUAAACUCCAAUUUUAAUGGAAAAUUGGACAUUCUCGUGAAUAAUGCUGGUGGUUGUAAGAGAAUUGAAACUGUGGAUACAACGCCAGAGUAUUACACGAAUACAAUGGCAACGAAUUUCGAGUCAGCUUACCAUUUAUCUCAACUUGCAUAUCCACACUUUAAGGCCUCAGGACAAGGCAACAUUGUGUUCAUUUCGUCAAUGGCUAGUACCAUGGCAUUUGAUAUUGGAUCUGUUUAUGGGGCAGCAAAAGGAGCAAUUAACCAACUAGCAAAGAAUUUGGCAUGUGAAUGGGCAAAAGACAAUAUCAGGGUUAAUUCUGUUGCACCUGGAGUGAUUUGGUCUGCUUUGACUGAGGAACUUAGAAACCAUAAGGAGUAUUUGAAGGCAGUCAAGUCUCGAAUUGCUCUAGGACGUGUGGGUGAACCAGAGGAAAUUUCACCAGUAGUCGCGUUUCUUUGUCUGCCUGCAGCCUCUUAUAUAACUGGACAAACUAUAACGGCUGAUGGUGGUUUUACUGUUAAUGCCUUCAUACCAAUUCCGCUGACAGAAAAUUAAAAAGUUAGAAUUUCUGUUUUUAUGGUUGGAAGGUUGUUUCCUUUGUCCUCGAGAACUAAUUUGCCACAGCAGCAAUGUUACUGUGAAUAGACGAAAUUCUAUGCUUGAGUUGAACUUUUCACUGUAAUAAUGUACUUGUAGUCUGAUAAUUGUCAUAAGCAUUUGUAUCUAUUUGUAAUAAUUAUACUACAUCUUGAAAUACUUGAUCAAAUACAAUUGUACUUAA